This is a messenger RNA of Aspergillus bombycis, 606 nucleotides long. Its product is annotated as protein kinase domain protein. The record is from RefSeq and is a predicted model, not a curated record. Gene Ontology annotation, molecular function: ATP binding; protein kinase activity. Bases 1 to 606 code for a protein of 201 amino acids. Gene Ontology annotation, biological process: protein phosphorylation. The transcript has 4 exons. NCBI's taxonomy places the organism in Eukaryota, Fungi, Ascomycota, Eurotiomycetes, Eurotiales, Aspergillaceae.
AUGCAAGCUCGUGCACACGACAUCAAGAGCGAUAAUAUUCUUCAGGACAUAGAAGACAAGUGGAUCCUUGAACGUUUUACGCAGGCUGAGCUGAAGGAUCCUUCACCCCGCAAAAUCGUCAAUGGUUUGCCAGUAUAUGCCUCCCGACGUUUCGACUUGCCGAAAGCGUUUGGCCGAGCAGUUUUAAGUGAUUUUGGACCUGCUGUACGAGGAGAUGAGAGGAGGAGUCACGAUGCUCAACCAAAUAUUGACAGAUCACGGGAAGUCAUGCUCAGGACUGAUUGGGGCUAUCCCGUCGAGGUAUGGAAUGUUGGGGUUAUGGUGUGGGAUUUAUUUGAGGGGAGACGCCUUUUCUAUAGAAAUGACCCGGAUGGCAAAGGGUCUUCGACUCGGGCACAUCUUGCAGAAGUCAUGCGGCUUCUAGGGCCACCUCCUUUAGAUAUGCUCCAGCGUGAAAACCGAAGUCAUGAGUUCUUUACCAUUGAUGGGAAAUGGGAGCAGGACGUAGAGAUCCCGACAGGAGCAAGUUUAGAACUGUCGGAAGACUUCGUCAAGGGGAAAAAUAAGGAGGUGUUUAUAGCUUUCCUGAGAGGGAUGCUUCAGUAG